Molecule: messenger RNA, 2296 nt
Organism: Haliotis rubra (blacklip abalone)
Lineage: Eukaryota; Metazoa; Mollusca; Gastropoda; Lepetellida; Haliotidae
Source: RefSeq, a predicted model, not a curated record
AUCCGAGUUGCAGGUGAUCAUAAAUCGUAUUUGUUCAAAUGUUUAUUUACAAUGCAAGGUAAACUGUCACUGACAUCACCGUGAGGCGUCAUCUGAGGAGAAGGGGCAGGAUGUCGUCGAUGACCACAGAAGAAGCCGUCACUGGUGAUGUACCGAACGGUGCAGGGACAGCCCACGAUGACACCACAAGGAACACUGGACAGUAUGUAGUCGAGGUGACAUUGGGCACCUCCGAGCAACCUCAUCAGGACAGUGUCGAUCAGUCUGCUGUGGAGAACGCUCCCAGCAAGCCAGUGUUUGGUGAGGAUGGGACUAAAGGUCAAGGUAUUGCCGACCAAGGAACCAGGGAAGGUACUGUAAUGGACACAGCAGGUGCUCUUGAGGGUGACAAAUCAAAUGUAAUCAGUGAUGACACAUCUGAUUCUGGUGACUCGAAGGGGAUGUCUCCUGUUGUUGUACCAGCUGUGGAAGACACUGGCGCUGUUCUGGAGAACAAUCUGCCUACACUAAAUGACUCUUCUCAGGAACAUACAAAAAACAGUUCUGAAAGCAUCCCUGUGUCGAAUCGCUCAGGGGGAGCUAAAGAAAGUAUGCCUAUGUCUAAUGACUCGAGGACAAUGGUGGCUGGUGACUCUGCACAAAGGGCACCUGAUGAAAGAAGACACGAUGAAAGUCAAGUAGAUGGUACACCGUACAGAAGAAAGACACCUACGUCUGCUAGCUACCCAACCAUGUCAACAGUACCUCCGAGUCGUCUGCCAUUGAUACGGUCAGCGCAUGCGCACAUUCAGAGCCUACAAGCUCCAAACGCGCCGAGAGGAUUCGAACACAAGCAGGUGAUACGGAGUCGAGUACCGCCUCGAUUUAUACGGCUUGCCACUGUUACCAUGGCACCAAAAGCCAAAACAGUCAGCGCAUCGCCGAGUUUGUAUUAUGAGGAACCUCGCCGUCCAACAAAGGUGAUAACAUGGGAAGAAGCUAACAACUCCCGUCCCCCCCUAAAAGUGGACAUGGAGGGUCUCCCCUGGACCUACUCCCCACGGAACAAGCCACUGAAUGAAACAAACGCCCCAGCCUGGACGUUUGGAGCCCGGUGUUCCCCGGAGAGAGAAGGGGGAUCGAGAACGUCGUGGGCGAAGACGUGGUUUCAGACGCCCCAUGUAUGGCACACCAAGGUGGACUUCGUCAGUGACGGGACGUGGCCGACGCCAAACCUGUACAAGAAACGGUCGCUCCUCGGACCACGACAGAGGACGAUGCCGGAGUCUCCGUCAUACUCUAUGGGGAGGAAAGGCGACUUCUCCAUCAUGAAACAAGGGGCCGAGAAGGACCCGUCUCCAGGGGAGUAUGACACACAUCACGCAGACAGAGCUCUGUUCAAGCGGCACCCAGCCUAUAGCCACCAGUUCAGACGGGAGGGUACGAUACUCUGGUCAUCCGGGGAAGACACCCCAGGCCCCGGGUCGUACACCCCGACGUCCUGCACGCGGCCCCACGGCCCCAGCUUCAGCAUUCAGGGUAUACGACGUGAGAAGUCUCACGUUCUCGGACCGUAUUCGUCUUUCUGAAACCACCUACAGUAUUAACUAGGAUUCGGACAGGACGAGACAGAAACUAAACCCGAUCUGAACUCGAGUACCCGACUGGAACCUUAUAAUGCCAUACAAUGGACAUUUGUCUUUCUUGCAGCGUCAUCACAUACCAUGCGAGUUAUCUCCCCCUGAGUACAAAUGGCCGCCCGGUCUAACCGGAGACCUGGAUACUUCAAAGUGGAUGAUCCUGUCGAGAUUUAUUUACCUGAUAAACGAUACAUGUGCGCGUCCAGAGUAUUUAGUAUACUGAUCUGUGAAUUGUCAGGGUAUAGAUUAUACCUUGGGGGGCGGUAGGGUAGGGGUAGGGGUAGGGGCGUUUGUUCGUCACGCCGAAGACACGGGUUCGAUUCCCCACAUGGGCACAAUGUGUAAAGCCCACGUGUUAAUGUAAAUGUGCUAGAAUAUUGCUAAACGCGGCAUAAAACUAAACUCACUCACUUACCAGUAACAAAACACGACAGACGUCCAAAACUAUGCAUCAAGUCUCCAACAGACUCGAAGCACAGGUUCAAAAUGCGUUUUCAUACAAGUUGUCGAGCAAAAGAAAGUACUUGGGGAUGGCUAAAAAUACAACAAACAAGAAAUGUCCAUUCCAUUGGUGAUACUGAUGCUAGUUGUGUUGUUGACCCAGCAGAAAAUGGGUACCCGGUGGGAUAAGUCAUAUGACUAUAACCUUACAGCGCCUAACAGGCAGCCUUGGUUAU